UUCUUAGUGAAAAAGCAAAUGAAACCCAAAAAGCGCUCCAAAGGUAUUCUCCGCCAAUAGAUUCACUUUCACUAGAAUCCCUUGUUCUCUCUCUCUCUCUCUCUCUCUACUAUUUCUCUCUCCUCAUAGCUUUUCAUACCAAAACCCUCUUUAUAACCACCGCUUCCCCCCUUCACUCCUCCACCGCACCGUACCACCACUCUCUCUAGAAUUCUCUCUCUCUUUCUCUUUAUAUUCAUGGAUUCUGCAGCAACUACUUCUUCACGAAGAAAGCCUUGUUUAAUGGACGGAGAUUAUGGCCCCGAUUACGUUGCAGAAAUGGUACCCGGAUCCUCCGUAAACAGCCAUCGCCAGAAUUAUUCUCUGAAUUCGAGCGUCUUUUAUUGUAAUUCUAUGCAGAGGAUGAGGAAAUUAUCGGCAACUCCGAGAUCCGUUCGAGGAAUGUUCUUUAUUGAUGGAUUUGAAGAACAUAACCCUCAUUUUCUAGAUGCGUGUUUUCUAUGUAAGCAACCGCUCAGUAGUAAUAAAGACAUCUUCAUGUAUAGAGGGAACAUUCCAUUCUGCAGCAUAGAGUGCAGACAAGAACAAAUAGAUCUGGAUGAAGCCAAAGAGAAGAAUUUGAAUCUCUCUGUUUCAAUGAGAGCCUUAAGAAAAAAGGAGCAAAGUAAAUCAAGUUCGCCCAAUAAAUCCUCACCGAACUGCCCGUUCCGAACCGGUACACUCGCUGCUGCCUAACCAGGGUACCUCACUUUCAGGUCAAAUGAGCACGGCGACCAUCUUUACUUUUAAGUAAACUUUUAAAUUAGCCAAAUAGCAUAUAGAAGAAGAGGAUGAGAAACUAUGAUUUGAGAUGUUUCUUUUUCUCCGUCGUUGUAGCCUGUUUAGAUUACAAUUUUCUUUUUUGCCUGAUAUACACUACUGAAUAUUUUCAAGGAAAUGGGAUAUGUUUGAUACUUCAGCCCUGAA
Molecule: messenger RNA, 966 nt
Organism: Olea europaea var. sylvestris
Lineage: Eukaryota; Viridiplantae; Streptophyta; Magnoliopsida; Lamiales; Oleaceae
Exons: 2
Coding region: 238-735 (165 amino acids)
Source: RefSeq, a predicted model, not a curated record